UCGACUACUUCCGACACUACAACUACGGAAGGCACAACUUCAACUACUUCCGACACUACAACUACGGAAGGCACGACUUCAACUACUUCCGACACUACAACUACGGAAGGUACAACUUCAACUACUUCCGACACUACAACUACGGAAGGCACAACUUCAACUACUUCCGACACUACAACUACAGAAGGCACAACUUCGACUACUUCCGACACUACAACUACGGAAGGCACAACUUCAACUACUUCCGACACAACAACUACAGAAGGCACAACUUCAACUACUUCCGACACAACGACUACGGAAGGCACAACUUCAACUACUUCCGACACAACAACUACAGAAGGCACAACUUCGACUACUUCCGACACUACAACUACCGAAGGCACGACUUCAACUACUUCCGACACUACAACUACAGAAGGCACAACUUCAACUACUUCCGACACUACAACUACCGAAGGCACGACUUCAACUACUUCCGACACUACAACUACGGAAGGCACGACUUCAACUACUUCCGAC
Molecule: messenger RNA, 522 nt
Organism: Malaya genurostris
Lineage: Eukaryota; Metazoa; Arthropoda; Insecta; Diptera; Culicidae
Exons: 1
Source: RefSeq, a predicted model, not a curated record